AUAUUAGUAGACGAACUCUAUCUUGGCCUGGCUCAUCUCAUUCUGCUUGAUCGUGCGAUUCGUUCGUUGUUCUGUGUUGAUGUUGCGGCUGCUUGAAGUGUGUUUGUGUGAGAAGUGAGAAGGCAGACUUGCUUUCUUACUGAGCCAUUUACUGGUUGUGUGUUGUUUGUUGUUUGAAAAGCCACCAACGGAUAUACUCAAUGGAUUGUUAAUUUCUGCUUUUAAUUUCAAGAAGGGCAUAAUAAUGGAAUUAGCGCACAGUUUAUUGCUGAAUGAGGAAGCCUUAAAGCGCAUUCCUGAGUCAAAGAGACCUGUGUUUGUCUUCGAAUGGCUCCGUUUCCUGGAUAAAGUGUUGGCUGCAUCUCAAAAGUCUGACAUCAAAGGCAGCCAGAAGCGUCUAGUGGAGCAGCUGACCGCCCAGAUCACAGAGUCGCCCGGUCCACCAACCCGCAAGCUGCUGGCCCGCUGUCUGGCUUUGAUUUUCAGCGUGGGAGACACCUUUGAUCUCUUCGAGACCAUCAACAAGUGCAAUGACAUCAUCAAAAACAAAGACGACUCCCCGAGUUACCUGCCCUCAAGGCUGGCGGCUAUUGCCUGUCUUGGAGCCAUGUAUGAGAAGCUGGGCAGGAUGACCGGUCGCACCUAUGAGGACACAGUGCAGAUACUUAUAAAAUCCUUAAAGAAUGCUGAGUCCCAGGGCAGGUUUGAGAUCAUGCAGACCCUGGAGAAGCUGGUUUGUGGCUUAGGUUCAGCGGGUUCCCACACCCACAAGGACAUCUACAAGGCAUGUCGACAAGCUAUGACUGACCGCGCCAUGGCUGUGAGGCAGGCCGCUGCUCGGUGCAUGCAUGAGCUGGUCUCGGAGGCACCGUUCAUGAGCACAACAGAGCUGGAGACAGUGGCCAACCUGUGUUUCAGGGCGCUGGACGGCUCUAACUACGACGCUCGCUGCACCAUCGCCAAACUUCUGGGCAACCUAAUGGCCACUGCACAGGCUCCCAAGCUCCCCGGAGCCAAGACAAAACCUGCGCGGCUGGAGGAUGUGCUGGCUGUGCUAGCCUCGGGCUUCAUCAAGGGAACAAUCGGAGGGUUCCUCAAGACCUCCACAGCGGGCGAGAUGAUCAAAGGAUCGAAUCCAGUCAACAGGGAGAUCAGAGUGGGCAUUACACAUGCGUACGUGGAGUUCAUCAAGUGCAUGGGAGGCCUGUGGCUGGAGCGCAACAUCUCGGUGUUCCUGACCCACGUGCUGGAGCUGGUGGCCAACCCGCGGGCCACGCCUUCCCACGUGGACGCCGUCUACGCCCGCAAGUGUGUGCAGUUCAUCAUGCGCUCUGUCAUCGGCGGGAUGCUGGGGGAGAAGGCGCAGAUCGCCGCCGCCAAGGAGAUUUGUCAGGUCAUCGUGAAGCAGAUGAAUACCGUUGGAGAGGCAGCUGUAGAGGCCUCAGAGGGCAAAGGUCAGGCCUCGGAGCUGACUGCCAGCCAACAUGUCCUGGUGUGUGCACUUCACGAGCUGGGCUGUUUGGUGCUGCGUCUGGGCACCUCCGCCAGCCCCCUGGUGGCCGAGCCUGCUACAGGAAUCAUCGAGCCAGUGGUGUCUGUCCUGAUCCACCCGUCGCACGCCGCACGCCUCUCUGCAUCAUGGUGCUUGGCCAGCAUCGCUGUGGCCCUCCCGUCCCAACUGACCCUGUUGCUCGACCGCUGCGUGGAGCGGAUGGACAAGCUGCGGUCAUCACCAGAGGCUGUAGCGGGUUAUAGCAGCGCCCUGGCUGCUCUGCUAGGGGGUGUCUACCAGUGUGCGCUGGGUAUACCACACUCCAAGGGAAAGCAAAUCUUUAGCAUAGCGGAGGAGCUGUUACGUACAGCCUCACAAAACAGUCGGCUGUCAUUGCAGAGAACACAGUCAGGCUGGCUGUUGCUGGGAGCUCUGAUGACUUUAGGACCAUCUGUGAUCAAGAACCACCUCCCACGCAUGUUGCUGCUGUGGAGGAACGCAUUCCCGCGGUCGGUGAGGGAGCUGGAGUCGGAGAAAGUGCGCGGAGAAGCCUUCACCUGGCAGGUCACGCUCGAGGGGCGGGCUGGUGCAUUGGGAGCGAUGUACAGUUUCCUGCUGCACUGCCGUGACCUGGUGACGGAGGAUGUUAUACGUCGCAUGCUGGCCCCUCUAGAAUGUGCCCUUGUCAUGAUGACACAAUUGGCAUCUGUGAUAAAGAUGUAUGGUACUCAGUUGAAGGCAAGUGCAGCCACCAUACGUCUUCGUCUUUAUGACGUUCUCUCUCUGUUACCUCCGGAGUCCUUUGAUGGUCUGUACCCAAACCUACUGCGUGAACUGGUGGCAGAGUUCACCCUGACUGACAACCCUGCCAACACCACCACGUCACAGCUGAGGUUUAUGUGUCACGCCGACGACAGCGUCAUACUAGGUUCCUGGCUGCAGGAGACAGACCACAAAGCCAUUGAGGACCAGAUGGAGCCAAAUCGUAAAGUGGAUAAAGAGUAUCUCCAGCCCAACAGUGCGUCUGGCUCAGGCACUCUGGAACAUGACAGUCAGUCGCUCUAUAUACGUUGCCCCCCAAGUGAACCCAUUCCCGGCCCGCUGCCCCUGGGAGUGGCGGUCAUCGACAGCUCGGUCAAGCUCUACGGCGUCAUAUUCCCCCACGUGGCCCACAAGCACCGCUACCAGAUGCUGCAGCACUUCAACGAGUGUAUCCGCCAGGCCAAGGGACCACGCCAGCAGGCCGUCCAGAUGAACGUCUUCACUGCCGUGCUGUGUGCUCUCAAGAGCUUGGCAGAACUCAAGUCAAGUCCAGGGCCAGAUGAUGUAAAGAAAGCUGCCUUCUCUCUUAUAAUGGAUGCAAUGAGCAGCAGUAACCCAAUCUUGCGGUGUGCAGCGGGCGAGGCGCUGGGCCGUAUGGCUCAGGUGGUUGGCGACAGUAAAUUCAUCGCUGAGAUGGCUCAGCACAGCUUCGACAAGUUGAAGUCUGCCCGAGAUGUUGUGAGUCGAACUGGCCACUCUCUGGCUCUUGGCUGCCUGCACCGAUACGUGGGUGGCAUGGGUUCAAACCAGCACCUGAACACUUCGGUCAGCAUCCUGUUGGCUCUAGCUCAGGACUUCAACUCACCUGUUGUCCAGGUGUGGGCCCUGCACGCCCUGGCCCUGAUCGCCGACUCCGGCGGGCCGAUGUACCGCAGCUACGUGGAGCCCACACUGUCGCUGGUGCUGCAGCUGCUGCUGUCUGUGCCGCCCGCCAUCGUGGACGUCCACCAGUGCCUGGGCAAGUGUCUCUCCGCCCUCAUCACCUCCAUCGGACCCGAGCUGCAAGGCAACUCGAGCGCCAUCGGCACAGCCCGCCUGUACUGCCUGGUGUGCUGCGCUGUCAUGCAGGCCCACCCCGACUCGCUGGUCCAAGCCGAGGCCAUCGCCUGCCUGCAGCAGCUGCACAUGUUUGCCCCCCGCCACCUCAACCUGUCCAACCUGGUGCCUCACCUCUGUGAGAACCUGAGCAGCUCUCACCUCCUGCUGAGGCGUGCGGCGGUGUCGUGUCUGCGCCAGCUGGCCACCAGGGAGGCCGGGGACGUGAGUUCUCUGGCCCUGUCACUGGUGGUGGGGCAAGGGAAGGACUCCAAGACAAACUCGCAUAUUGCUGACACAGGCCUCGAGGGUGUUCUGUUUGGCAUGCUGGACACAGAGACAGACGGUCAGCUGUUGUCUGACCUGCGUGACACUAUCGACUCCCUGCUCCAGUGUCUGGCUAUCCCCAACUUGGCUCGCUGGCUGGCACUUCUCAAGGAUGUGCUCUCUGCCUCCACUGAUGCAACAAAUACAGACAACGAUGUAGAUAAUGGUGGUGAUGGAGAUGAAGAAGAAGCUGACGAUAUUGAUGUGACCUUUACGGCUGCCGAGCCAGAAACCACUCAUCCUUCUGUGGCACCAAGGAGGUGAUUCGGCGGUUUGCUGCUGUCCCAGAGCCAGAGUUCCCUGGUCAUGUGAUACUGGAGCAGUACCAGGCUCAGGUUGGAGCAGCCCUGAGACCUGCCUUCUCUCCAGAUACUCCAUCAGAUGUCACUGCAGCAGCCUGUGAGGUGUGCAGCAAGUGGAUCGGCAGCGGCGUGGCCCGUGACCUCAACGACCUGCGCCGUGUCCACCAGCUGCUGGUCUCCUCCCUGGCCAAGCUGGGCUCGGUGAGCGGCCGGCCGCGUGCCCCGCUGUACAACGAGAGUGCCUCCACGAUGGAAAAACUGGCUGUGAUUAGAGCGUGGGCUGAGGUGUACAUAGUGGCCGUGGACAGAGAGCUGGAGUCGAAGCGCAAGAAGGAAGGCCGUCAGAACGGGGAGGAGGUCCAGCCGUCUGGGCCCGGGGGCUGGGAGGACGGGGAGGAACACUACGAACAACACAGCGGAGAGAGUCUGCUCAGUCUGGUGCAGCCCGAGCUGGAGAACCUGAGCCGGCACUGGUUCCACGCACUGAGGGACCAUGCCCUGCUCUCCUUGCCUUCAGAAUACUCGAACCAGCUGCCCUCUGAAGGCGGUGCGUUCUACCACCCGGACACAGUGGAGACGGCCAUCGGUCACUACCGCAAGUCCUGGCCGUCCAUCCUGCACGGUCUGGCCAUCUGGCUGGACUACACGGGCUUUGAUCAGGCCGGGGCUGAGCCGGGCAACGAGAAGGAGGAGGGGAAGCUGACCCUUGGUGCGUCCGCCAUCCAGCCUGCCAACGCCCCGGCCAACAUGAGGGCCCGCACAAUGAACCAGGACAGGUUCUUCCUUAUACUGGGCAUCAGCAUGGAGGCUCUGUGUAACUCUGCCUCGCGCCUGGAGGAGUCCACGGUCCAGCACUGCCUGCGUGCCCUGAGGGCUCUACUGGGAACCUCGUGGCCCCGCUCACAGCUGGGCAAAGACGCCACCCUUAGCCGAGAGCUGCUCAAUGUCAUGCACAGAGUGAUCCUGACCCGUGACGGAGUGGACAUCCACAAUAUGGCUUUGGAUGUUGUCCAGCGAGUGGCCACAGCCGCUAAAGAGCACCUAGACAGUCAGAGAGCAAAGCAAUCAGAAAACACAGACAGCAAAGAUGGAGUCAAGGAGGGCAGUGAGGCUACGUCUGGUGAAGGCGGCAGUAACGGAGACUUCCCCUCGCAGACCUCUGUGGUGUUUGCCACGCUGGAGGUGUGCCUGUGUGCCAUCGUGAGGCACAUACCGGCGCUGAAUCCUUCCUCAGGCUCCACAGGCUUCCAACCCCCGACCCACCUGACUCGCAUGGGCUCCGCAACCUUUGACCUUGUGGCCCGGGUCAUGAAGCUCAUGAUGGAGCUGCUGGACCUUUGUUCUCCUGUUGGUGCUGUAACGGUCCUGCCCACUGUGUUACACUUGGUGACCAGCAUCAUGAAGGAGACCUGUGCUCGCGGGGCGGUCACCCCGGCUCCCAGCCUGGUCCAAGCGUGUCUGGACGUGCUGACCACGGCGUGUAAAUAUCAGGUGGUGCCAGACAAUGCCAGGGAUGAGGACGGCGAGGAGAUGAGCAACGUGAAGAGGGACUGGGCGCGGCUGCUGCAGAGCACUAUGGCAUCCAUACUGCAGUACGCUCAUCCAGGUGAGGACCAGGCGGGCACGGACCUGGCUGUACUGGUGUCCAUGCUGUCUGUGUUCACCACACACUGCCCCAAGGCUGUGGCGGGCAUCAAGGACCUGCUGGAGCCCACGCUCGACGUCUACAGACAGGCCUGGGACUCAGAUUCACCCGCUAACCGACUGAAGUGCAUCCAGGCCCUGACCUCCAUCCUGAGCCACGAGGACAAGAACGUGCCCGUGCCCUACAUCCACUGCCUGGCCCCGCGCUUCAUCGAGCAGCUCAACAGACCCGAUGCUCCACAGAUGCUGAAGUCUCCUGCCGACCGUGAGCUGCUUCUGGCUGAGCUCGACUGCCUGGAGCAACUGGUAGCUGUGGUGGAGGAUUCACGCAGGGUGACCAUGAUGGCUUUGUAUGUUCCCAUCCUGGUUUCUCUGUUGCUGGAGGAGACGACCGGGGCUCAGGCUAGCGCCGAACAUCGCGCCCUCAGCGACCGCUGCCUGGAGAGACUGACAGAACUGGGCCGCCUCUACCCCGACCACCUGCGCACAGUGAUGAGCGCCUCCGCACAGCUCAAGCCCCGGCUAGAGGCAGCCGUCAGACUGCGACAGAAGAGCCAGGCUGAAGCCAAGGCCAAGGCCGCUGCGAAGGCGGCUCCUCAACUUAACAAGCCCACUAUCACUCUCAAAAUGGAUUUCAGCAAUUUCAAGACGUGAGCCCUCACAACAGGUGUUUCAAUAUAUGCUUCAUCUGAUGCAAUAGACUUGAAACCUUCACGAGUUUCAAGUCACACUAAAGGGUACAGAAAACACAUAAAUAGUUCUUGUCCAGUCUUACCAACACCAUAAUCUCCAGGGUUGUGAUUGGCCGUGGAGUGUUUGAAAUUUAAAGCGACAGAAGACCAGUUUACUUAAUGCCCAUAAACACAGUUUCGCAUGUGUAGGCUUAAAAGCUCAAACUGGCCGGGGGAGUGAAGGUACAGAGCUCAAAGAUAAAUUUGUCUCAUCAACAACUGCGGGUGAAUGUUGUCGUGUAAAUAAAAGUACACUCAAACAAGAAAGGGGCCGGUGUAUCAGUUCGAAUAGCACAAGUGCCUGGAUUGAAGUAUUUCCUCUGUCGUGUGACAGCAACAGUAUAUCAGGUCUCUGAGAAUUCUACUUCUCCCACUGUCGCACAACACACAAUACAAUUCAAUAUUCUGCUUCUGAUGAUACCUCUGUAUAGGGCUGGGACAAAGAGUGAACGCUGGUGGAUCAACAACACAACGUGUUCAUGUCAACGACUCGAAGUGAAACCCUUCAAACUUGCCUUUUGUUCCUCAUUUUUUAAAGCUGCCACAAAGACCUACAUUAAAAGAUGAGCUGUGUCAAAUAGAGUAAGUUACCGCUGGCUGUGCAUGCACCUAUACGUGGCACACUGCACUCGGGUGAAAAGAUCUCAUCUCUCCCGUAAGUGACAGAUGACAUGUAUCUUUGGUCCUAUCAUAGAGAAACGUGCUUCUUUCAGAAGGAUGGAAAGCACAAUGUUAUUUAAACAAAUUAGGUCUUCUGUGGUUCAAUAAGAUCCCCCUAGAAGAUGAAACUGGACCCUGCCUAUGAAAGGGUACUGGUUGUAAAGGUUUAAGAAAUAAGAAUUAAAGGAAACACUCGUAGAAAAUUUUUACAUUCUGACGCAAUGAAAUGUAUGACUGUGCUAAUAUUAGCUCUACUCAGAUGGAAGUUGUGACAAUGAAUACAUUUUUAAAUGCUUGUUGCCUUGCAAUAAGAUAUAUUGUAUCUAUAUAUGGUAUAGAGAGCAAGUGGCUUGGUUUUAUGUUUGUGUGUAUCAUGUGAUAAAUGAAAGAUAAUAGGGUUAAGGCAGACUGUUUUGGGGCACUUUAUUGGUCAUCUGUUGAAAGAAAGAAGCCUGGCCAUAGUGCGACUGAUUGUGUGUUGGAAGGGUCCUUAGUGAGGCAUCUUGUUUCGUUUGCAUGUGUGUACUCAUGUACGGUGUGAAGAUUUAUAAAUGCACAAAUGUUUUUUAAACAAAUUGUUGCUGUAAGCUUGUUAUACACACACAUAUAUAUAUAUAUAUAUAAUGCUGUAAAGUGUCCUCUGAAAAAAAAAAUUAAAUACAGGACAAACAAUAGAAUGGUAAUGCUUUGGGUUAACCUUUAUCUACAAGAUAAUGAAUGACCUUGCACAGUGAUAAAUGAUGUUGUCUUUUUUUGCCAGUACAAUGUUUUAUUUCUGUCAGGUAAACUUCAGUCACAUAAUCACCUUUCUAUUGCUUGUGCUGUACUGUUAUGGCUGUGCUGAUUUCUCAUGUUACGAUGUGUGAUUGCAAUAAAAUUAUCGGGUCACUUACACUUACACUGCCAGGAUUCUAGAAGUGUGUUAAUAGCAAGAUGUUUUGUGUCGGUGACAGUGUAUUCUGUUGUGCUAUUCUCACAUAUCUUUAUGCUUUGCUUUACCUUAGUCACAGUGGAAGCAUAUUACUAUGGAUGUAUGAAAAUGAUUCUUUGCAGUGUAUCGAACAAAAGAUGUUCCCUUUCGUAUGUGAUUUUGACUUUUCUUUUCAGCAAAUGAUGCAGUGAAUUGCAAAAGUCCCAAAGUUGUAAAUGACACCCCCUGGCAACACAAGCAGGUCAUAUAAGUGCUGAAGAUUAGAGGUUUUACAAGAAAGUGACUUGCAAAGAAAAGGAGGAGGAGAUAUAGGGAGGGAAGAUUUUUUGAUAGGAAAGAAAAAGCAAACCACACAAGAUCACCGAGCAACCACCUAUUUACUUUUUUUUUAACAAUUUUUUUUUGUGUAGUUGAUAAGUACAGCCAUGAGGUGAAAGCAUUUAUUCUACAUGGAUCCCCUUUUGUAGGCGUGAAUAAAGUGAAUGUUUGCUUCUUUUCUCUUCAGCAGAACCACAGUGUUUCAGUGACUCUGGUGUUGAUACUAUUUCCAUUUUUCUGAGUUCAUUUUUCUUUUAGUUUAUUUUGCGUGCUUAGAAAUAUCGGCAAAUUAGUAUAUAAAGCUCCUGACAUGUAGAAUGGGACGCUUAAGGUUUUCCUUUUGUAACAUAUAUUAAACUUUUUAGGGAGUCAGUGUUUUGUUGACAGUGUGCAUUCAGCAAGCAUGUAGGCCUACUGUCAAAUAUCUCAUAGCAAACUGUACCAGAACUCUACAGUACUUGAAAAUGCCUUAAUAUGACUCAUGUUAUAGUCAGAUGUUUUGUCUUGCAGUUGUUGAAUUUGAAAAA
Aplysia californica (California sea hare) is the source of this 8789-nucleotide messenger RNA. Its product is annotated as HEAT repeat-containing protein 5B. Lineage: Eukaryota; Metazoa; Mollusca; Gastropoda; Aplysiida; Aplysiidae. The record is from RefSeq and is a predicted model, not a curated record. Gene Ontology annotation, cellular component: membrane; endocytic vesicle; Golgi apparatus. Gene Ontology annotation, biological process: retrograde transport, endosome to Golgi; intracellular protein localization; endocytosis.